AGAAAAUAGACAGAUCAUCAACCUUGGUUCCUCGAGAUCUGUCCCUUCGCCUGUGCACACAUUCACCCCAGCAUGCCCGCCCCGUGAUAUGGUCAUCUAUAAUACCACUCCGUGCCCCGUUGUUCCUCCGCCACACGCCUGACCCGCCUCGAAUCGUCCCGUCCAGCGAAUCCACCGCAACAUCCCCGCGCCGCGACCAUGUCCGACUUCGCCGGGUACCACGCCAUGGGCACUGGCUCUCCAAAUCCUCCGAAUGCAAACGGCAGGCAAGACGAGCCCAACACGUGGCGCCCGCCAGUCGCUGCGAGCCCUGCUGGCUACCAACAGACGGGAAGCCCAGCAAUGGCUCCACCCCCGAAUCAGUACGCCGGCACGCCAGCGCAAUACGGCACGCCAGUCCAGCAGGAAAGUUACUUUCCGGAUCAGACGGCUCUGCAGGGCCAACAGCAGUAUCAGGGCGACCAAGAUGUGAACAACCUCGCGGGGCAGAUGGGAGCAGUCGGAUUGGGCGUGGAUCAAGCAGCACAGCCUAAGAAUAAGAAGAAGAACAGACAUGCAUAUCAUAAUCUCGAGGGGCCUGGAGGGAAUUCACAACCAUUUGCUGGCUCGCCGCAGAAUGGUAUGCCGUCACAGUUCCUAAACCAGAACUCGCCGCAAGUUGGAGGAGCGCAAUGGAUGGAGCCCCAGAUUACCCCCGCUAUGAGCCAGUUUCCCGCGCCCGUGAAUCCCAUCUUCUCUCCUGGAGCGCAAGCUUCGCCCAUGCAAUAUGCUGCGAGAACGCCAGCACCACCACACCAGACGGGAGGAGCGGCGGUCGGAUCAGCUCAAGGACGUGUAGACCCCGAGCAGAUACCUAGCAUACCGAAGUCGCGAGAUGCGCCAGCAAGAUACUACCUAGAAAAUGUUUACCCAACCAUGGAGCACCACCUGCCGCCUCCCGCCACGGUCCCCUUCGUUGCCUUUGACCAGGGCAAUUCUUCACCUAAGUUUGCCCGAUUGACGAUGAACAACAUUCCACUUACUGCGCAAGCCCUCUCUGCGACCUCGUUACCGCUUGGCAUGAUACUACAACCGCUGGCUCCUCAACAAGAAGGAGAGCAAUCUAUACCUGUACUGGACUUUGGUGAGACGGGGCCACCAAGGUGUGCAAGAUGUCGAGCAUACAUCAAUCCCUUCAUGCAGUUCAAGGCUGGUGGAAACAAGGUCGUGUGUAACUUGUGUACCUACCCGGGAGACGUUCCUGGUGAAUACUUUGCGCCUACAGAUCAAUCUGGCGUCCGGAUAGACAGAUUACAGCGUCCAGAGCUCACUCUAGGCACUGUCGACUUCCUGGUCCCCAAGGAAUACUGGUCGAAGGAGCCCGUCGGGUUACGGUGGUUGUUCCUGGUCGACGUGACUGCGGAGGCUGUAAACCGUGGCUUCCUUCAUGGGUUCUGUGAGGGCAUCAUGAAAGCACUUUAUGGCGAGUCAGGAGCUGAAGGAGAGGAAAGCGAAACUGCGACUCGCAUACCAAAGGGCGCCAAGGUCGGCAUCGUGACGUUUGAUAAGGAGAUGCACUUCUACAACCUCAAUGCCAGUUUGUCGAGUGCUCAAAUGCUGGUCAUGUCCGAUCUCGAGGAUCCCUUCUUGCCAUUCAGCGAAGGCUUGUUCGUCGAUCCUGUGGAGUCCAAGACUGUCAUUACAUCACUUCUCGCACAGUUACCCAACAUGUUCUCCGAAGUCAAGAAUCCUGAACCGGCCCUGCUUCCCACUCUAAACUCUGCCGUAGCAGCCUUGUCAGCCACAGGUGGAAAGAUAGUGUGCUCUUUGGCUGCACUUCCUACUUGGGGUCCUGGUCGACUGAUGCUACGUGAUGACGGCAACGCAUCAAACACUGAUGCCGAGAAGAAACUUCUCCAGACCGAACAUCCUGGUUUCAAGAAGGUUGCCGAGAAGAUGGUGCAAAACGGCAUUGGUGUGGAUUUCUUCCUUGCAGCACCAAGCGGAGGCUACCUUGACAUUGCAACAAUUGGUCACGUUUCCGCUGCAACAGGUGGAGAGGUGUUCUACUACCCCAACUUCCAUUCACCAAGGGAUACGCUCAAGCUGUCCAAGGAGAUUCAGCACACAGUCACACGAGAAACCGGAUAUCAAGCGCUGAUGAAGGUUCGCUGCUCGAAUGGCCUGCAGGUCUCUGCCUAUCACGGAAACUUCUACCACCACACUUUUGGCGCCGAUCUAGAGUUUGGAGUCAUCGACGCUGAUAAGGCUAUCGGCGUUAUGUUCAGCUACGAUGGCAAACUAGAUCCCAAGCUUGAUGCGCACUUCCAGAGCGCGCUCCUAUAUACGGCUGCGAACGGUGAGCGACGAGUACGGUGCACCAACAUCGUGGCUAGUGUCAGCCCAAACACUGGUGAAUGCAUGAAGUUCGUCGACCAGGAUGCUGUGGUGAACAUCAUCGCCAAGGAAGCUGCUGCUCGCAUGACCGAGAAGAAUCUUAAGGAGAUCCGGGGAGCGCUGACGGAAAAGACUGUCGACAUUCUUGCGGGCUACAGGAAGAACUUCACUGGCAACAACCCACCAGGCCAGCUUGUGCUACCGGAGAACCUGAAAGAAUUCGGCAUGUACAUCCUUGGACUGAUCAAAUCGAGAGCCUUCAAGGGAGGCAAGGAGCCCACCGACCGGAGAGUCCAUGACAUGCGGAUGAUCAAGUCGAUGGGACCGUUGGAGAUGUCAUUAUAUCUCUACCCUCGAAUUAUUGCAAUCCAUAACCUCGAUGCGCGUGAUGGCUUCGCAAACGAAAAGGGCCAUCUUGUCAUGCCCGAAAGCAUACGUGCAUCAUUCUCCAAGGUUGAAGAAGGCGGCGCAUACAUUGUAGACAACGGUCAAAUAUGCCUACUAUGGCUACACACGCAAGUCUCACCCAACCUGCUAGAAGACCUCUUCGGCGAAGGCAACAAUAGCUUGAAAGCGCUCGAUCCCUUCCAAUCCACUCUCCCUGUUCUCGAGACGCACCUCAAUGCUCAAGUACGGAAUAUCUUGCAAUACCUAGAAGGUACAAGAGCCUCCAAGGCGCUCACAAUACAACUCGCACGACAAGGUCUUGACGGUGCAGAGUAUGAGUUUGCAAGGUUGUUGUACGAGGAUCGAAACAAUGAGGCGCAGAGCUAUGUUGACUGGCUUGUGCAUGUCCACAGGCAUAUACAACUAGAGCUCGCAGGACAGCGCAAGAAGGAAGACUCAGGUGACGGUGUUGGUUCGACGUUCGUGGGUCUGCGAACGCCAUACUGGGGUUAGAGAAGCAAAUUGGCGUCGAUGAUAGAGUGUGUAUUGCAUAGCGAAAGCGAGGAUUUGAUGAACAUUGUUAUAAAGGAAUGGCAAAUGCAUAUCCGAAGCACCAAACAAAAUUAUUCAGUUC
Molecule: messenger RNA, 3397 nt
Organism: Alternaria alternata
Lineage: Eukaryota; Fungi; Ascomycota; Dothideomycetes; Pleosporales; Pleosporaceae
Product: Sec23/Sec24 family protein
Exons: 3
Coding region: 199-3276 (1025 amino acids)
Biological process (GO): COPII-coated vesicle cargo loading; endoplasmic reticulum to Golgi vesicle-mediated transport; intracellular protein transport
Cellular component (GO): COPII vesicle coat; endoplasmic reticulum exit site
Molecular function (GO): SNARE binding; zinc ion binding
Source: RefSeq, a predicted model, not a curated record